AUGCAGCUUGAGUUACAUUAUGCAGCUGAAACCAAUUCCCUUGAGCCUCCUCAUCAGUAUGUGCCCUGGGUAGUUGUGGAUGGACAGCCACUUUAUGAGGCUUGCAGCAAUAUAACGCUUAAUACAGUCUACAAGGAGAAGGCAGAGCCUACAGGUCCAGUUUGUAAUAAGGAGACAACAACAUGGUCUACACGAAUCAGAUCAGCGAUAACAUCAUGGAUGCGUAAGAUGAACAUGGCAGUUUCAAUGUAG
This is a messenger RNA of Pistacia vera, 252 nucleotides long. RefSeq names its product gamma-interferon-inducible lysosomal thiol reductase-like. The transcript has 2 exons. Gene Ontology annotation, molecular function: oxidoreductase activity, acting on a sulfur group of donors, disulfide as acceptor. The coding region runs from base 1 to 252 and encodes 83 amino acids. NCBI's taxonomy places the organism in Eukaryota, Viridiplantae, Streptophyta, Magnoliopsida, Sapindales, Anacardiaceae. The record is from RefSeq and is a predicted model, not a curated record.